UCCUACCUCACUUCCGUUCGUCUUCACUCUUCAUUCUGCGCAUGUGAUUACUUCGUUUCCCGACAGCGUUUAGCUGGCUUAGCCAAAGAUUGCACCCACUACGCUUGCGCAAUAUUAGCCCCGCCCCCUCUACCGCCGUCCCCGGAAACGCUUCCUCUUACGCGGCACCUACCGCCGCCGCAGUCACUGGAGUUUUGACUCUCUAGGCCUCUACGGCCUCUCCUCCAUGGUCCUGUCUGUCAAUACAAUUCCGGGGCCCUGUGGGGAAGUCCAGGCCGUGCUCCGACUUUUUGAUCCUCGAGCUCGUCACUGGUGCCGGGGCGUUCCGGGGCACAUGGCGCGGCGGUGCUGACGGAGGCCCAGGCGGCGGCUGGGCCCCGCGGGCCGGCAUGGCGGGCCAGUUCCGCAGCUACGUGUGGGAUCCGUUGCUGAUCGUGUCUCAGAUCGUCCUCAUGCAGACCGUCUAUUAUGGCUCGCUGGGCUUGUGGCUGGCGCUGGUGGACGGGCUGGUGCGCAGCAGCCCUUCACUGGACCAGAUGUUCGACGCUGAGAUCCUGGGCUUCUCCACCCCUCCAGGUCGGCUCUCCAUGAUGUCCUUCAUCCUCAAUGCUCUCACCUGUGCCCUGGGCUUGCUGUACUUCAUCCGGCGAGGGAAACAGUGUCUGGAUUUCACUGUCACUGUUCAUUUCUUUCACCUCCUGGGCUGCUGGUUCUACAGCUCCCGUUUCCCCUCGGCGCUAACCUGGUGGCUGGUUCAAGCCGUGUGCAUUGCACUCAUGGCUGUCAUCGGGGAGUACCUGUGCAUGCGGAUGGAGCUCAAGGAGAUCCCCCUCAACUCAGCCCCUAAAUCCAGUGUCUAGAAUUUGGCCCUUUGGACACCCUGCUGUGUGCUCAGACCCUCCAGAUGAGGUCCAGCCCAGGUCUGAGAGAAACCCUGGAAAUGUGAAGUCUGUUGGUAUGGGAGAGGCAGUGAGGUCCCACCAAGAAGGCAGUUUGCAGUCAGGAUCACAGAUGCAAGAAUGGCCUCUGUCUGCUGAAGCCCUUGGUGUCUGGGAGGCCAGGAAUGGGGCCUCUGAAGUAACAGCAGAAUUGGAACUCCGUCAUUCUUGAGCCACCGUACCUGCCCAAGGAUCUCUGAUUGGAACAAAUCACUCUUCUAGUCAUCUGUCUUACCUCCCUGGGACACCUAUUACCUUCACCAUGUGACUGAACCACAGCUAUUCUGUUUGGAAAAAUACUUGGUUUCUGGAUCCAUAGCCACAAAGUGAUGUAGGUACAAAGUAAUAGGCUGCUGUCAGGGAGAGGUUGGCAGAUGAAUGCAUCAAGCACAAGGAAAAUGCACAACCUGUGUCCUACCACAUGCCUGUGUGCGCAUACCCAUGAACCCAGGACUGGUUUUCUUCCAGUUCCCUCAACUCCCCACCCUACUGGCAUCUCAACCUAGCAGGCCAUAGGCCCCCAAGACGAAUCCCAGCAUUCCUGCCAGUUUAACCCUCGUAAAAGUGUCACUGCCUGUUCCCUGGGAUUGACCAGGCACCCCAGCUCCCAGUGGACCCCAGUUCUGGCAUCAAUUUCUUUUUCAUAUUUGGAGAUCUACAGUGGGAAUGGAUGAUGGCAACCCAAAGACAAGAAGCCUCACCUUUCAGCCUGGGCUGUGCUUAUGUGCAGAGGGACAAAGGAAUUUGCCACUAAUUUUCCUUUGGGGUGGAGUUUACUCUGUGAAGGGCUUGCAGCUGUCCUUCCUAUGUACAUAAAUACAGUAUUUUCCAUGGUU
Molecule: messenger RNA, 1774 nt
Organism: Choloepus didactylus (southern two-toed sloth)
Lineage: Eukaryota; Metazoa; Chordata; Mammalia; Pilosa; Megalonychidae
Gene: SYS1
Product: SYS1 golgi trafficking protein
Exons: 4
Coding region: 390-860 (156 amino acids)
Biological process (GO): protein localization to Golgi apparatus; Golgi to endosome transport; Golgi to plasma membrane protein transport
Cellular component (GO): trans-Golgi network; Golgi membrane
Source: RefSeq, a predicted model, not a curated record